This is a messenger RNA of Crotalus tigris (Tiger rattlesnake), 3583 nucleotides long. It is a transcript of the gene GAL3ST4, whose product is annotated as galactose-3-O-sulfotransferase 4. Gene Ontology annotation, molecular function: galactosylceramide sulfotransferase activity. Bases 329 to 1642 code for a protein of 437 amino acids. The transcript has 4 exons. Gene Ontology annotation, cellular component: membrane. The record is from RefSeq and is a predicted model, not a curated record. NCBI's taxonomy places the organism in Eukaryota, Metazoa, Chordata, Lepidosauria, Squamata, Viperidae. Gene Ontology annotation, biological process: glycolipid biosynthetic process.
GGAGAGCCGGCGGCGGAAGCGCCCCCCCCCCGCUCUGGAUUACUCUCGUUGUCGGCGCCGUGGCGCUGAUCGCACCCGUUCCCUCGCCCUUCCCCGAGUGAGCGAACUGGGCAGCCGUGGGGAGGGCAGGGAUCGGGCUUAGAUCUCCGACUCUUUCUCGGUAAGGCAGACGCGGAAAAGUUUGGAGACGCCGAAGGAUCUGCGGGCGGAGGGGCCGAGGCGGAGACACCCCUCCCCCCAAUUCGGAGCGGCUUGUGGUCGGGCGCGCGCUGGGGACCUUCCGAGUCGGUGGGACAGCCUGCCGCGAAGACCUUCCACAAGGUGAAGGAUGGGGAGCCUUUCCAGGUGGCAGCGUUAUUGCUGCUGCUAUCGGCUGCCUUUGCUUUGGGUCGCGCUGGCCGUCUGCACCACCAUUGGCUUCACUGUUCAGCUCCUGGGCAUCUCCCUUCCGAAGAGGGUGUCCUCACCUCCGCUGCUCUCCCCCACACGCACUCCAGUCUCCUCAGCAGAACCUCUGGGGGUGCGGGAGGAAGAGCCCGUCAGCCACCUCCUCUCCUGCCAGCCACGGCAACACCUGGUCUUCCUGAAGACCCACAAGACCGCCAGCAGUACCCUCAUCAACAUCCUGCACCGCUUUGGGGACACCAGAUCGCUGCGUUUUGCCCUGCCGGCCGGCUACCAGUUCAGCUAUCCCAGGCUUUUCCAGGCGCGGCACGUGAAAGGGUGGCGCCCCUCAGGGGCCCCAUUCGACAUCCUUUGCCACCACAUGCGCUUCAACUUGCCUGAGGUCCAGAAGGUGAUGCCCACAGACAGUUUCUAUUUCUCCAUAGUGCGGGAUCCGGCUUCCUUGGCUGAAUCAGCUUUCUCCUAUUACCGGGGUGUGGUUCCUGCCUUCCGCCGGGCUCGCUCACUGCCAGAGUUCCUGGCUUCUCCACAGAACUUCUACCGGCCUGGUGAGCGUGGCAGCCACUAUGCCCGCAACCUGCUUUGGUUUGACUUUGGCCUUGAUCCGCCAACAAGCCCCGGCUUAGCCCCAAUCCACGCUGCCCUGCUGGGACUGGAUCGCAUUUUCCACCUUGUGCUGCUGACGGAAUACAUGGAUGAGUCGCUGGUCCUGCUGCGCGACGCCCUCUGCUGGAGCUUUAAGGACGUGGUGGCUUUCCAGCACAACCUGCGCAACCCAGAGGCUGUUCACCAGCUAGGGGCCGCUGACGUAGCUCGGCUCCGCGCUUGGAACCACCUGGACUGGCAUCUCUACACUCAUUUCAAUCGCACUUUCUGGGCACGUGUGAAACACUUUGGCACCGCCCGCAUGGCUGGGGAAGUGGUCAUUCUCCGAAAGCAGCGGGCAGAGCUUAUGCGGCGUUGUUUACAAGGAGGGGGGCCACUGGAGCCAGGCCACAUUGCCGAUGAGCGCAUCCGCCCCUUCCAGUUUGGGCAGGUGCCAAUCUUGGGCUAUGCCCUACAACCCAGCUUGGCAUCCGGCCUGCAGACCGUGUGUCAGCAGCUGGUCACUCCUGAGCUGCAGUACAAGGACCUCCUGGAUGCCAAGCAGUUUCCCCACCCCUACAAGGGGGGCGAUCUCAGACAGGGAUGGGGGGAAGCAGCUCACAACGGCUCUUGGCAGCAGCCAUCCAACUGAAACGGCCCCCGUGCUCUGCCGGACACCCCCGUCCACGCAGGAUGCCACGGGCAGAGGGGCCCCAGGAGAGCUGCAGGGAUGUGCAACGCCGGCGGAACGAAGAGACUCCCGUGUUUAGAGAGGCAAAAGGCUGUCGGUUCUUUAAAUGCCUUGGGGUUGCUUAAGACUUGGGGAAACCAACAGAGCAACGUGCCCUCUCUGACUCCGGGCACACCCGCUGAUUGACAGGAGAGGAGCUUCCAUGAUUGGAUUUCCCAUAACUGGGCCAGGGAGAGCGUGAACACGCCCCCUCCCCCCUCAGCUCAGUGUUUCCCCCCCUCCCACCCUAACAAGGCAUCCUCCAAAGCCUGGAGGACCAGCAUUCUUGGGGGGUGGGUGGGAGGGGCUGGGGUGCAAACAACCCCUGGGCUGUCUCACCAAAGUGCUCCUGCUGUCUGGCCACGGAGUGCCUCCCUCUCCUGCCACUGUCUCGCCCCAGAUGCAGCGGGGCUUGUACCAGGGAAGCUGGAGCCGCCGUGGGGCUUCCUGGCUCUUCUCCCCACGUCUUUCUCUGCAUGGGGGAAGGAGGCUGCACUAGAGACUUCCCAGGCAGAGAGGCUCCGGGGCCAUGCGGACGGCUCGCAUUUGGGGACCCUGUGCCAAGGGUUGGAGCUGGGCCCCAAACCCGAGGAUCUGUGGAGACGUUGCUGGCAAACGCCGGGAGAGAAUGAAGCUGCCCUGAAGCGGAUGAGGAAGCCAGCAAGAUGCACAACCAACCCAGGAUGGGAAGGAAGAUGAGGAAACAAUAAUUGUUUCAAUAAUUAAUCAUUCAGAGUUAUAUGACCCAAUCGGAAGGGUUUAAUUUACAGGGAGUUUACGUAAGGAAUAAUAAAUUACAACGAAUAAAAGGGGUCCUGAGAAGAGACUUUCCAACUGGCUUCUUUAGCUUUAGCCCAGCUCUGCCCUCAGCCUGGACAGCCCGAAGGAGAGAAGCCAGGGCCAGAAACCAGCGAGUGGGAUGAGCUGCUGAUGGGCUUAAUCCUGCUGGGGCAUCGGGGCUAGUCCAGGGUGCGGGGAUUAGACAGGCUUUGUUCUAUCUACCGCAGGGCUGUUUCUCUUUCUAGCCUGCGCAAAAGAGCCUCAAGGAAAAGCCCAGGGCCUUCCCUGCCCCUCCCCCUCCCAGGAGGCCCAUAGCCCAGCUGUCUCUUGCAUACGCUGCUCCUCCUCCUCCUCCUCCUCCUCCUCCUCCUCCUCCGCUGCUGCUCCUCUGGCUGCCACUCAGUGAAAAGAAAAGCCCCUUAAGAGCGGGGCUGAACUAUGCAAAAGGGCUGGGUGGAGAAACAGAUGUCAUCCCACACACCCUGGGAAGCAAGCCAUGGGUGUUCCCAGUAAUCCUUGGCAGAGUGGUGGCUGUGUGACGCCUCAGAAGCUCCCACCUCCGGACUCUUCCUAGGUGCCAGGGCCGACUCUCGCCCUCACCCACCACCCACAGCAGCCUCAGGACUACCCGGCCACGGCACGCAAAGUAAGUCUGAGCACUGAUGAGCUGGGCCUGCCUGACCCUCGCGGAGAAGAGUGCGCCCAACUCCCCAGCUGGAGACACCCGCAGAAGCACAGUGCUAUCCUGGUCUUCGUGCUGGAGAGGGAGGCAGGCCUGGGGCUGGAACUUGGACCGUCUUCAGGCCACCCAGAGAGAUCGAGAACCUCAGGCUCACCGCCUCUGUAGCUACAAUAGUUCAGAUCUGCACCUUUGUUCUUUAUGGGCCCCAAUAGCCAGGUCAGGCCAAAAGCCAGGCCGGCCUUGCCCCCUCUGGUUCAAUCAGCAUUCGCAUUGUGGAGCUCUCAAAUUACCAUAGCUCUUUCCAGCAUUUUCGGCAGUGACACUAUUUAGAUUUUCUUCCCAUUAUACAAUUACUGUGUUCAUUUUCAAAAAGGAGAAUAUCAGUGUAAAAAAACACAUUG